AUGCGUAUCCCCGUAGAUACCAGCACCAGCCGCCGCUUCACGCCGCCCUCCACCACGCUGAGCCCGGGGAAGAUGACCGAGCCGCUGCCGCUGCCCGGCGCCGAGCACAGCGGCGCCCUGCCCGGGAAGCUGCGCAGCGCCGACCGCAGCAUGGUGGAGGUCCUGGCGGAUCACCCCGGGGAGCUGGUGCGCACCGACAGCCCCAACUUCCUCUGCUCCGUGCUGCCCACCCACUGGCGCUGCAACAAGACGCUGCCCAUCGCCUUCAAGGUGGUGGCCUUGGGAGACGUGCCCGAUGGGACACUGGUAACGGUGAUGGCUGGAAACGAUGAAAACUACUCUGCAGAACUCAGAAACGCCACAGCCGCCAUGAAAAACCAAGUAGCGAGGUUCAACGACCUCCGAUUCGUGGGUAGAAGUGGAAGAGGGAAAAGCUUCACGCUGACUAUCACGGUCUUCACAAAUCCGCCACAAGUAGCCACAUACCACAGAGCCAUCAAGAUAACAGUGGACGGACCUCGUGAACCCAGAAGACAUCGUCAGAAAAUAGAUGAGCAGACAAAGCCCGGGAGCUUGUCCUUUUCAGAGCGCCUGAGUGAACUGGAGCAGUUGCGUCGUACGGCCAUGAGGGUCAGCCCACACCACCCAGCCCCCACACCCAACCCACGAGCCUCCUUGAACCACACCACUGCUUUUAACCCUCAGCCUCAGAGUCAGAUUCAGGGUCUCUUUUUCAUUGCAGACACAAGGCAAGUACAGCCAUCUCCACCAUGGUCCUACGACCAGUCCUACCAGUACCUGGGCUCCAUUGCCACCCCCUCCGUGCACCCCGCCACGCCAAUAUCACCCGGCAGGGCUAGCGGCAUGACAACCCUCACCGCAGAGCUUUCAAGCCGGCUGUCAAGUGCUUCUGACUUGACUGCAUUCAGUGACCCCCGGGUGGGAAUCGACCGCUCCUUCUCCGCGCUCCCUUCCAUCUCUGACCCUCGGAUGCACUACCCAGGAGCAUUCACCUACACGCCGACGCCUGUUAGUUCAGGGAUAGGAAUCGGUAUGUCUGCCAUGUCCACAGCCACGAGAUACCACACUUACCUCCCGCCUCCCUACCCUGGCUCAUCGCAGGCCCAAGGCAGCCCGUUCCAGACCAGCUCACCCUCCUACCACCUCUACUAUGGAACCUCCGCUGGCUCCUAUCAGUUCUCCAUGAUCUCAGGCGGAGACCGGUCCCCCCCACGCAUCCACCCACCCUGCACCAACGCCUCCACAGGAUCAACACUCCUCAACCCCAACCUCCCCAACCAAAGCGAUGUGGUUGAGGCAGAAGGCAGCCACAGCAACUCCCCCACUAACAUGGCAACCACAGCGAGGCUAGAGGAAGCGGUGUGGCGACCAUACUGA
Molecule: messenger RNA, 1398 nt
Organism: Gavia stellata (red-throated loon)
Lineage: Eukaryota; Metazoa; Chordata; Aves; Gaviiformes; Gaviidae
Gene: RUNX1
Product: RUNX family transcription factor 1
Exons: 6
Coding region: 1-1398 (465 amino acids)
Biological process (GO): regulation of cell differentiation; hemopoiesis; regulation of transcription by RNA polymerase II
Cellular component (GO): nucleus
Molecular function (GO): RNA polymerase II cis-regulatory region sequence-specific DNA binding; ATP binding; DNA-binding transcription factor activity, RNA polymerase II-specific
Source: RefSeq, a predicted model, not a curated record